AUGAUGCUCCUGCCCCUUUCUAGCAGAAGUGUUUACCCCCUUCUUCGGGCGGUGGGGGCAAUGCACCCAUUGCAGCUUCCUGGUUUCCCCCAGGAGAGGGGCUGCCACUCUGGAGAAUCCUCCCACCCCCCUACGAAAGCCGCCGCAAUCAAAAAGAGGGGAUACGACAUCACCAGGAACCCCCAUCUCAACAAGGGAAUGGCCUUUACGCUUGAAGAGAGACUCCAGCUUGGCAUUCACGGCCUGCUCCCUCCUUGCUUCCUGAGCCAAGACGUUCAAGUCCUCCGCGUUCUGAAGAGCUACGAGACCAAAUCCAGCGAUCUAGACAAGUAUAUAAUCCUUAUGACCCUCCAAGACCGAAACGAGAAGCUCUUCUACCGAGUUCUCACGUCAGAUAUAGAAAGAUUCAUGCCUAUAGUGUACACGCCUACAGUCGGCUUGGCAUGUCAGCAGUACGGGUUGGCUUUCCGAAGGCCUCGUGGUCUGUUCAUUACCAUUCAUGACAAAGGACAUAUCGCAACUAUGCUGAACUCGUGGCCUGAAGAAAAUAUAAAGGCUAUAGUGGUGACAGAUGGAGAGAGAAUUCUGGGCCUGGGGGACCUAGGAGGUUACGGCAUGGGGAUCCCAGUAGGAAAACUUGCUCUGUACACAGCCUGUGGUGGCGUUCACCCCCAGCAGUGCCUUCCUGUUCUUCUAGACGUUGGCACAGACAAUGAGGCCCUUCUGAACGACCCGCUGUACAUUGGUCUGAAACACAAGAGGGUUCGUGGGAAACAGUACGAUGACCUGAUUGAUGAGUUCAUGCAGGCUGUCUCGAGCAAGUAUGGGAUGAAUUGCCUCAUUCAGUUUGAAGACUUUGCCAACGCCAACGCAUUCCGACUUCUCAACAAAUACCGGAACCGAUACUGCACGUUCAAUGAUGACAUUCAGGGAACGGCUUCUGUCGCAGUCGCUGGCAUCUUGGCCGCCUUGAGGAUCACGAAGAACAAGCUGUCGGACCAUAAAUUUGUUUUCCAAGGAGCAGGAGAGGCUGCUAUGGGCAUAGCCUACCUGAUUGUUAUGGCCCUGGAAAAAGAAGGCAUUCCAAGGGAAGAGGCUAUCAAAAAAAUCUGGAUGGUGGACUCCAAAGGACUCAUUGUCAAGGGCAGGAGUCACCUGAACCAUGAGAAGGAGAUGUUUGCUCAUGACCACCCCAAUGUGAAAACCCUCGGAGAAGUGGUGCAGAAAGUCAAGCCUACAGCUCUGAUUGGUGUCGCUGCCAUGGCGGGAGCAUUCACUGACCAGAUUUUGAAGGACAUGGCGACGUUCAACGAGCGGCCAAUCGUUUUUGCCCUGAGUAACCCCACGAGCAAAGCAGAAUGCACAGCGGAGCAGUGCUACCACUUGACGGAGGGCCGUGGUAUAUUUGCAAGUGGGAGUCCAUUCCCAAAAGUGACCCUGCCAAAUGGGCAGACCUUCUUUCCUGGGCAAGGCAACAACGCCUACGUGUUCCCUGGCGUCGCUCUGGGAGUCAUCGCCUGCGGAGUCCGACACAUCUCUGAUGACAUCUUUCUCCUCACUGCACAGUCAAUUGCUGAAGAAGUCACCAAAGAGAAUCUUUCUGAAGGAAGAUUGUAUCCCCCACUGAGCACCAUCCGAGAUGUCUCCUUCAAAAUUGCUGUUAAGAUCGUUGACUAUGCCUACCAACACAACUUGGCCUCCUGGUACCCGGAACCGGAAGACAAAGAAGCCUUCAUUAGGUCCCUCAUUUACAGCCCCGACUACGACUCCUUUGCCAUCGAUAAUUACAGGUGGCCCCAGGAAGCCAUGCAGACUCAAAACAUCUAACGUUCUUCUCCCCUCCCCUUCGUCUUGAA
Messenger RNA from Euleptes europaea (tarantolino), 1856 nucleotides. It is a transcript of the gene ME3, whose product is annotated as malic enzyme 3. Lineage: Eukaryota; Metazoa; Chordata; Lepidosauria; Squamata; Sphaerodactylidae. The transcript is spliced from 14 exons. Gene Ontology annotation, cellular component: mitochondrion. The record is from RefSeq and is a predicted model, not a curated record. Gene Ontology annotation, molecular function: malate dehydrogenase (decarboxylating) (NADP+) activity; NAD binding; malate dehydrogenase (decarboxylating) (NAD+) activity. Gene Ontology annotation, biological process: malate metabolic process; pyruvate metabolic process. Bases 1 to 1827 code for a protein of 608 amino acids.